Molecule: messenger RNA, 2589 nt
Organism: Maniola jurtina (meadow brown)
Lineage: Eukaryota; Metazoa; Arthropoda; Insecta; Lepidoptera; Nymphalidae
Gene: slv
Product: sugar transporter SWEET1
Exons: 5
Coding region: 126-791 (221 amino acids)
Biological process (GO): carbohydrate transport
Cellular component (GO): membrane
Molecular function (GO): sugar transmembrane transporter activity
Source: RefSeq, a predicted model, not a curated record
CAAACAUAUUUUCAAACCAUUGAAACUGUCAAACAUAUUUUGGAAUGUUGUUGAAUUUUGUGAGUUGGAAGUGAAUUGUUAGGUCUCAACGAUUAAAUCUAUAUAGUAAUUAUAAAUGGUUUACAAUGAAUUUAGUGAGUAUAAGAGAAUUAGUGUCAUUUUCAGCUGUUAUAACUACGAUACUUCAAUUUUUAUCCGGAACGUUGGUUUGCAAGCAAUAUGUAGUUAAUCGGACAACUGCAGAAUCAUCACCACUACCUUUUGUCUGCGGAUUCCUAUCAUGUGGUGUUUGGUUACUAUAUGGAUUAAUUAAGCAAGAUAACAUAAUAAUUUUAGUCAAUAUAGUUGGGGUUACACUUAUGAUCUCAUAUGUAUUCAUAUUUUAUAUUUACACCUUCAAGAAAUCUAGUCUGUUGAAACAGUUUCUUUUAUCAUUAUUGUUGUAUUCGUUUAUUAUGGGAUAUAUGUCAGUAGAGACUGAUAAUGAAGUACUUUUAAGCAGAGUGGGCUUAUCAGCAUGUACACUCACUUUGAUAACGAUUGCCGCACCAAUGAGCAAGUUGUUAUAUGUAAUCAAGACGAAGUGCACAGAGUGUCUUCCAUUUCCCAUGAUAUUAAUGUCCUUCAUUGUGUCAAGCCUUUGGUUCUGCUAUGGUUUAAUUGAGCAGGACUAUUAUAUGACGAUACCAAAUUUCAUUGGAGGUGGAUUGGCAGUGGUGCAGCUCUCUUUGUUCAUAAUAUAUCCAACAACUCCAUAUUCUUCACUUGCAACGAAGACCACAUUAGCAUAAAUUUGGUCCCUUACCUUAUUUAUUAGAUUAGAUUAGAUAGAUAACACAAUUAAAAAGUUUGUAAACUUGUCAUGACUAUUAGGUAUAAUAUGAAGUGUUGAAUGCCAAUACAAUGCGUUAGUAUUAAUAUGACGUAAUGUAAUAAUUUAUAUUGCCUUAUUCUUUGAUGAUGAUGCAUAUAGUUUUAUGUACAAUGUAUAUAAUUUUUCUGGAUCAAGAAUCCAAAAAAAAUGGCUAAUUAUUUUGAAUUAGGGUAUCCUAUUUUAUUUAACGCUAAUGCAUGGCACAUUAAAUUUAAAAAGUUCUGUUAAUUUAAUAGAUUACAAAUAUUAUUAAGUCCUUCAUUAUAUUAUUACUUAAUAAUAAAGAGGAACAAUUUCUUUGUUUGUUUGUAAUUGAUAAAUAUUGAAACUUCUGAACCGAUUUUAAUAAUUAUUAUUUUACCAUUAUAAAACUUCUUUAUCCAUAAGAUUAGUAACACGAUAAAUUACAUAUUAUACUAUACCGCGGACGCGCGUAGUCGUGGGCAAAAGUUAGUCUACAUACAAGUGCCAUAAUUUGAAAGGAAAUAAAAAACGUAAAAUUUCAAAAUAUAAAAUUUUAAGUUUCAAAUAUUGAAACAAUAAAAUUGUUGUAUUUGAAUAUGGUACUGAUAAAAUAAUUGUAUGAUUUGAAUUAAGUAUUAUUAAAAUAGCUCUCAAAUCUCUUUUACCUUAAACGGUUGUGGUAUUUAUUAAUAGAGUAAAAUUAUGGAGAUAGGAUUAGUUAAUUUUAUAGCCUAUUUUGUUAUCAUUCAAUGUAUGUGUUCAAAUCGGACUGAGAGAAUCACUUUUUAUUUACGGUCUAUAGUUUUCAGUUGACUGAUUUUCUUUAGCGCGGUAGUGCCCAAGUGAAAAUAGUAUUUCAAAAGAGUAAUCAUACGACGCGUACAGUACGCAAUUUGCUAGAAAUAGACGCGCAAAUUAGCUAGCAUUCGGCUGUUCGCUCUUUACUGUCAACUGGGACAUAAUUUGUAAUAUACCUUAAAUUACAAUAAUGAGUUUUAUAAUAUACCUUAAAUUAGUCAUUUUAGGCUUAGCUUUGCCCAUUUUACUGGCUUUUACUAUGGCAGAGUCCUCCAGGCUCCAGCCCUUUAAGCUGUUAAAAUGUACCUAACUACCUUCCGGUACAAAAGAUUCCUUGUUUGUGGACUAGUUUAGUUAUAUCGGUUCUGACUCCCCUCUUUUUAGUCAGCUUUAUUUAUAAUGAUUUUUGUUAUAACUUAAGCAAUUUCAUCUUAGGCAUAUUAUCUCAUUAGAAACCUUGUCUUUCGAUAGUGGUGAUAAUGAGUAAAACCGAUGUACAAAUAUGGGCCCAAUACAUACCCUUGUGGCACACUUAGAAAAUUAAGAAAAUCGGUCUCCACAUUGAUAUGCAUCAAUGUACAUUUGCCUUUAAAUAUGUUCAUUGAGUUGAUAUAAAACAGAAAUACAUAAAUGACAUGAGUUUGGUUAAUAAAGUUUUAGUUUGUAGUUUAGUACGAAAAGCGAAUGAGCCUUUAUACAUACUUAUAAAAAAUUGUUCUGCGUCAGUAUUGGAUGCGUUUAGUUGGAUUUGAAUGUGUGCGUGGAGAAUUUCAACUUUUACGGAAAACAAGGGUCAUAAAAUACUAUUUUAAUAAAAAUAGAGUAUUAUUUAUUUUAGUUUGCAUUAAUUUAUAAGUACGUUUGUGUUGAGUGUUCAUUGCAGUGUAUACGUAUUAUUUUAUGCAUAGAAAUUUAUAUUUCGAUAGUUUUAUGAAAUAAAUUUUUGUACAGUU